Malaya genurostris is the source of this 5989-nucleotide messenger RNA. It is a transcript of the gene Asap, whose product is annotated as arfGAP with SH3 domain, ANK repeat and PH domain-containing protein. Gene Ontology annotation, cellular component: cytoplasm. Lineage: Eukaryota; Metazoa; Arthropoda; Insecta; Diptera; Culicidae. The coding region runs from base 958 to 4512 and encodes 1184 amino acids. The record is from RefSeq and is a predicted model, not a curated record. Gene Ontology annotation, biological process: positive regulation of GTPase activity. Gene Ontology annotation, molecular function: GTPase activator activity; protein binding. The transcript has 16 exons.
CAAUCAGUCGCGAAGCAACGAGCAUUUCGAGCGGGACGUGCUAACGAAGUCGGUUUCUUGUGUCGUGUCGGUUGGUGUUGGUGGACGGUAAAGUGACAGUGAGAUUGUGCAGAAUCGGAAGAGGACAGGGCCAGCGGUGACAAACGGUAGAUUGAGCGAGAUAGCGGUAGAUUGAACGGUGUCGUUCCGUCGAGGGUAGCAUCGCAGUCGAAGCACUAAAAAAAAGUUAUCAAUCAGGCUGUUCUUUGAAAACGGAUAGUUGUAGCGAUUAUUACAAAACUGUGUUUUUACGAAUGGUUAGUAGUUGGUGUUUCGAAAGUUCAGAAUUGUCAUCCGGAGUGAACCGAACGUAGGAACAUUUUGAUUCGAGCAUUCGGAACCAGCAAGAUGGAGCAGUGAAAAACUGAAGAAAAUACCAACAUGUUAAAAACCUUGAUAGAAAAUAUCUACAAUCCUCAGAACAGGAUGGUCGUUUUAGAUGUGGCGUGGAAUGUAAUGCGAAAUCUCUAGUGUCUGGAUGUGUUUUGCGGAACGCCUUUCCUCGUAACCCAGUUCGGAUUAGUGCAGCUGGUGGUGUGUGUUCCCAGAUUUAGGUGAGUGAGUGCGAAUGAAGCAAGGUUUCGCAAAGUCGAACUCGUGGUAAAAAAAGGAAAAUUUCGAUAUAAAAAUGUUUACCUAAUUUUUGAGUCCAGAAGCUACAGAUAAACCAUACGAUUGAACUGGAAAAUGAAUUAUUAAAUACCGAGUGAUCAAAUGUGUUAGUGUUGUACGGGAUAGCAUCGAAUACUAACGGAUCCAGUUGUACGGAAAAGUGGAAUCGUGUUGAAAGGAAUUCAACCAACCACCUGUCACCGAACGCGAGCAACCAACGAGACUACAUUUCGCGUCUUUCGCCAGCUGCGAAGGGGGCAGCUGGAGUAACAUUCAUCGUAGGGCAAACGGAAAACCAGCAGCAUCAUGCCGGGACUGAUCGGAGUAAGCGAGUUCCUGGAGGAAACUCGCGAAGAUUACAACUCACCGACGACGUCUACGUUUGUGUCACGAAUGGCCCAGUGUCGGCAAACCAUCUAUGCACUAGAGGAGACACUUGACUUCGACCGAGAGGGACUGACAAAGUUGAAGAAAGCAGUCAAAGCAAUUCACAAUUCAGGAAACACCCACGUCGACAAUGAGAUGUGUCUGGUGCGAGCCCUGGAACGGCUUGGCUCAGUGGCCCUGUCCAAGGAGGAACCGGAUAUCGGUGCAGCAUUCCUGAAAUUUUCCGUCGUCACCAAAGAGCUCAGUGCUCUCAUGAAGACACUGAUGCAAAACAUCAACAACAUCGUCAUGUUCCCGGUGGAUUCGCUACUGAAAAGCGAACUGCGAGGGAUGAAGGGAGAAAUGAAGAGGCCCUUCGAUAAGGCUGCCAAAGAUUACGAUUCGAAGUUUAUGAAAAUCGAGAAAGAGAAGAAAGCGCUGGCCAAGGAUGCCGGCAUGAUGCGCACCGAGGUGACACCGGCCGAGAUUGCCGAGGAAAUCGAAAAAGAACGACGGGUCUUUCAGUUGCAAAUGUGUGAGUAUCUGAUAAAAUUCAACGAGAUAAAAACGAAAAAAGGUAUUGAACUGCUGCAGCAUUUAGUCGAGUACUACCACGCUCAAAACAACUACUUCAAGGAUGGUCUCAAAACGAUUGCCCAUUUCGGAACGUACAUAGAGGAGCUUAGUGUUAAGCUGCACACGAUUCGCCACAAGCAAGAUGAGGAACGACGGAAACUGCUCGAAUUGCGAACAUUGCUUCGAUCAUCACCCGACUUUGACCGGGUGGAAAAUGUCCCCAGUGACAAAGGUGCCGCUGGCUAUUCGCUGCAUCAGUUGCAGGGUGACAAAAACCACGGAAUCACCCGGUCGGGUCAUUUACUGAAGAAAAGCGAAGGAAAGGUCCGAAGGGUGUGGCAGAAGCGACGAUGUAGGGUAACCGCCGAUGGUUUUCUCGAUAUUUGCCAUGCAGACGAAACCAAAGCCCCCACGCGGGUCAAUCUGCUGACCAGCCAGAUUAAACCCGCUUCAGAUGACAAGAAAGGAUUCGACCUAAUCAGUUAUAACCGGCCAUACCACUUUCAAGCGGAGGACGAAAUUGACCAGAAGGCGUGGAUGUCGGUACUGAUAAACUGCAGGGAAAAAGCCCUGGCGAAAGCAUUCCAGCAUGCAAACCCGCAAAUGAGUCCUAGCUUGAUAGAGCUGCAAAAGACGGUUAUAAAGUACAUUCAGAAUCUGCCCGGUAACGACCAAUGCUGUGAUUGUGGUUCAAAGAACGAUGUUACCUGGAUUAGUUUAAACUUCGGUAUUUUGGUUUGCAUCCAGUGCUCGGGCGUUCAUCGGGACUUGGGUGUGCAUCACUCCCGGAUACAGAGUCUGACGCUGGACAACUUGACAACGGCGCAGCUGUUGAUUGCGCGUGCCAUGGGAAAUAGCAGUUUAAACGAAGUGAUGGAAGCUACACUCGGGAAGGGCAAAUUGACACAUGAAAGUUCGAUGGAGGAACGGUACGAUUUCAUUCGGGCAAAAUACAUUGCCAAACGGUAUGUGAUGCGAACCUGUGCCGACGAUCGCGACCUGAGGAACGAUCUCGAACAGGCAGUGAUAAACGCAGAUCUCAGUCAACUGUUGCAGGUGUGGGCCGAAGGUGCGGAUCUGUCCUGUGUGCUGCCAUCGUCGGAAUUCGGCGAAACUGCCCUCCACCUGGCCGUCCUGCGCGAGAUGGGCUCCACUCUGCACAUCGUCGACUUUUUGAUUCAGAACAUGACCGCCCAAGGGUUGAACAAACAGACGAACCCACCGGGCCCGGCGGAUAUGUCCGGUAAGAACACGGCACUGCAUUUGUGCGCUCUGCACGAUCGGCGCGAAUGUAUGAAGCUGCUGCUGCGAUCGGGUUGUGAGUUCGACGUGAAAAACUCGCAAUCCCGAACCGCGCUAGAUAUUGCCAAAGAGAUGGGCCACGAGGCCUGCAAAGAGUUGAUUGAACAUGCUAUGAAACGUGAGAAGAGUGCUUUCGAUCAUAUCAACACCGAUUGGAACAUCCAUGAUGACGGUUCUACCGACUUUUCCGAUGACGAUACGAUGCUGAUGGAUGAACGAAAGUCCCGUUCGAGGCCACCCAGUUUCGUGGGGGGCGAUUCACCGGUGGCACUUCGAUCCCGAUCAUCGACGUGCGAUUCAAUCCAGAGCGGUUCCAGUCCCAGUUCCAGUUGUAAUCCUAAUCUAGGCGGUGCACAGCAAAUACCCGGUGCUGGUGGCACCAACCAGCAGCGUCAGAUUCCGAUCCCGUCGUCCGGCACUAGUCCUAAGCAAUACGCCGGAGCGUUUGCAUCGCAUUACGGUUCCGGAGCCGGAUCGGCUACCGGUGGUUCUAGUCCCAACUCGAGCAGUUCCAGCAGUAUAGUCCGACAGGCUACAGCUCAGAUUUCAGCGGCGGCUGCGGCCGCUGCCGUCAGUUCACAAAACAAAAAAUCGGCUUCAGUCAACAUUGGUUCGCUGAAGAAACGCACUGCUCCUGCACCCCCACCGACCACUUACGGAACGCUCCCACAUGCCCCUCGCCAUUCACAGAACAUUGACAGUGACAUAUUUGGUGUUGCUUCGCAUCACCUUCACCAUCUGCAUUCCGAUGUGUACAGCACACUACCGCAUCUGAGGGGCACAGAUAGCGGAGGAGGUGGUGGUGGUGGUGGCGGCGUUGGAGGAGGUGGAAGUGGAAUCACAAGUUCGUCCAGUGGGGGAGGAAAGUCCAAUUCAUCCCAGCAGCUACAUUUUGACAACAAAAUUUACGAACGUUUCGAGGGAUACAUGCAGUCCGCCGGCAGGGAUCCGAACUUUCUCAGUUCAUUCACCGGCGGUCAUAAACGAUCGCCUAGUGGCGAAUCGUUGGGCAGAAAUUUAGCUGGAGCAAAACUAGUCCUUCCGCCGGCGGGAGAAAUUCCUCAGCUCAAACCGGUGGACAAAAGCAUUCACAAUAGGCCAAAACUACCACCACCGCCCGGGUGUACAGAUAAAGCCAUGUCUAAUGGACAAUCGAACGAAAGUUUGUCAUCGCUUGACGAUGCGGUUGUUCUGAGGAAGAAGGUAACCAAAGUACUCAACUCUUCGAAUUACGGUGAUUUCGGUGAGCUGAACUACACCGGUCAGCUCGACAAUUCGAUGGCAUCCUCGUCGGGUGGCAAUCAGGAUUCCGCCAACAGUAGCUUUAGCCGGAACGAUACAAGCAGAGCGUCCUCGUCGUCCGGUGCGCUGGGUGACAGCUUCAACAAGUCCAGCAGUCCGGUGGCUUUACGUAGCUGUACUGGCCCACGAAGGUGUCGGGCCCUGUACGAUUGCAACGCCGACAAUGAUGACGAGUUGGAGUUCAAGGAGGGUGAAAUUCUGCUCGUACUCAACGAACGAACUGACGAUGACAACUGGAUGGAGGGUGAGAUCGAAGGGGACCGAUCCCGGCGGGGUAUGUUCCCGGUCAGCUUCGUGCAAAUGUUGGACGAUUAGAAGAACUGGAAAUGCGAGCGCUCGGGUGGGCAAAGGGUAAACAAUUAGUGAUUUAGAAAGGAGGUGUUACAAACAUACAUUCAUACAUACAUACAAAUCCGAACUCGGAGCUGAGCUUCGAAAGGCACGUUAUAGAGUACACACACAUACACAUUUUUGGACGUUUCAAUCAAUUGUUGAAGAGUUAUUCGGAUAGCCCGCAGGAAAGGGACAGAAUAUCUUCUGAAAUUUCAAAAAGAAAGUAUUGAGAGUGAUUAUUCUAAGUCUGCUGAUGAAGAUCAAGUCUGUUUACGAUGCACGAUUAUUUAAGUGUAACUAUUUUCUAUUUAUUAUUAUUAGCGUGCUGUGCAACUUGCUCUUUCAUUGCGAAAAAAAAAAACAAAUCCUCACGGUAUUGGAUAUUCCUCUUACAUCGACAUGACUGCUCAAAGUAUUUCUCUCAAUUUUAUAGUCAAUCAAAAAAAAAACAAAAUGCACAAUAAUUUUAGUUUGUUUCUUUACCUUUCCAUCUACUGCUCCAUCGAUGCAGGCAUUUUAUGCGAAUUAUGCUAAGAACAAAGCAUUUAUCCCCAAUACGAGAUCGUAAUCGAAUCAAAGUCGUUCUUUUUUUAGUGGAACAACAGUCAAAAAGGACAAAAUCAAAGCGUAUAUAAAUACUGUUUGUAAACUAUUGCUGAUUACCUAUAUGAAAAUAUGGAUGGAAAGAAAAUAUGAGUAAUAAAUAAACACUAAGAUAUAUAUAAAACUAAGAGUUAAAAAACUGCUAAAAUGAGCAAAACGUUGUCGUUGUGCAUAGGAAAACAGAAAACAAAAACUUUAUGUGCCAGUAUACAGAGAAACAAAAAAUCAUAAGUUAAGGUCAAAUCAAAACCCAUAAUAAUUAUAAUAGAAAACAAAAACAACAAACAAGCGAUUGCAAUGCAAAACCAACUAAUGAAUGGAAAGUAGAACCUGCCUCCCGGAAUACCAAUAUAAGCAACCGUUACUCAAUGUGUAAUAGAAUUGACGUCUUCGCAUUUCCGUAAGUAGAAUCAAUCAGUGAACCUUGCUCUUGAUCGCCGAUAGAGGGGGGAGGGGUAAAGACCGAAUCCUCGGCACCAUAAUAAAGCCAAGCAAAAAAAAUACCUUGAACGGCAACCACGGAGUUCACUAUUAUCGAUUAUCUACCAAAUAAGUAUUACUGUUGAAGAGCUACCUUAGAAAGUGACAUUGACAAAAAAAAACAAUCGUGUUAGAGCAAUGAUGAAUUCAACUAAAAUACUCAAAGAAAAAUUAACCGAACCAUCUGCAAGCAGUAGUAAGUAAGCAAACUAUUUGCUACCAACCUAGGUGUGAGUGAAUGUGUUGCAUGAAAAAAAAUGUGAAGGAAAGUGGUGAGAAUCGCUGCAUUGCCAAAACAUCGGGGAGGACAGGAAAGUUCAGCAAAUGAAAGUAUAUGAAAAUAAAAAUGAAUAUUCCAAUAAUGAGGAAACGGUCA